UCUCAGGGUAUGUUUCAUUUCAAACGUACAAUGUAUGGAAGCCCAUUCCCACCACCAAAAAAACAUUACAAUGUCAAUAUUAUCUCAACAUUGCAAGAUACUAACUUCAAAUUUCGAGAUACUAACUUCAAAUUUUGAGAUAGUAGAACAUAUAUAUAUAUUCCUUCAUUUGUAGCAUUAUGUGGCAAUUUUCAUCUAUCCACGUUGCAGUGAUCAGCACAGCACAAACUACUGGCCAGAUGGCAUUUGCCCCAACACUUUUGAUAAAAAAAGUAUUGACACAGUAGCGUUGAAAAUAGGGACAAAGUACUGUUGUUUAGACUGAUUUUCAUCAUGAUUUGUCAACUCAUGCACAAUUAACAGGGUGCUUCAGUCUGAUCUACUGUAGCCUACUGAUAACAACCACAGCUGCAGGUAGCCUAGAGAAGCCUAUGCACUCUUGAUUUCCUCUGGCCAGGGGAAACAAAGCGGUAAUGUUAUGUAUUUAUAGCCUAAAAUGUGCCUAUUUAUACGUGUAUGUGUUAAGAGAAAAUAUGAAUGUGAUCAAAUUUGGUGUAUAUUUAAACUUUGGCUGGCUAGGCUACCUAGACUUUAUCAAUCCCAAAUUAUUGGUUUGAAUUAAUUAAAUAUGUGAAAUUGAAUUAAACAAUAAUGUAUGUUGAUGCUAAUAUUAUGUACAAUAUUCAAUUAUGUUUGCAUAUGAUAACAAUAGCCUAAUAUAUUUCAUAUGCCAUAAACUACUGUUUUUUAACAGUUUCACUCAAUUCAUUCUAAUUAACUUAAUCAUCAUGACUCACCCCUCACAUUGGUUGCACUAAUUGCACUGUUUGUCUACAUAAUCUUGUUCAAGUAUUCAUGAUGUUAUCCUGAAGAAGGCACAGUGAUGCUGAAACGUUGGUGAUUUACCCAAUAAAUUACUGGGAGUUUAUAUAUGGAGUGUGCAAAUCUUUUUAUUUUUUAUAGUUUAUUGAAUUAAUCAACUCAAAGGUGAUGACAUACUGUGUGAUUAACCUUUACAUUACAGAUGCAAAGUCCUACACUAUGCAACCCUGCAUAAAGCAAGUUCAGUUCUAUUAUCCAAUCGCAGUUGUCUAGUAAAAAAACAAUAUGACCUGCUUCGAAAACAUCUAGUCCCAUCAUAGCCCAUAUAAAACUCUUUAACAGCUGAUUUAUUUCUAUGUCAUACCCUAGAACUAGGGUCUGAAGUUUUACCUGGUUAGGUAGCCUACCAGAUCCGGAACCACCAGUCUGGGACCUGUGGUGUCACCUCUGAAAUCACCACAUACUGUUACAAAUGAAGAAACAUUUCCUAUAAGUAUGGUCUACUAUCUCAAAAUUUCGACUUAGUAUCUACUCUUUUUUUUUUAGAUAGUAUCUUGACAUUUUUUUGAUAGUAUCGACAUAAUUUUUUUCAAUGGAGGGAUUGGGCACCCUUUGUGUACACCUUCACUACGCACAGUAGAGCUGUGCACUUCCUGUGAUUAUUUCCGUUCAUGUCUACUUAUCUAAUUUCUUUCCUAACAAUAGUAAUAGCAUGUUAUAAUAUGUUCUGACAUGCAUGCCUAGGAUUCUUACUCAAUCAAGAGACACCAAAUUACCCAAUUUUUGAAUAAAUACAUUUGCCCAAUCAAAUGUUCUGAAAUCUGCCUAAAAUGGCGCUGAGUGUGCAGUGGGAAGAUGAUGCUGCCUUGGCCCCAUCUAUAUGAGGUUGGCUGAAAAAAAUAUACAGAGCGGAACCAAAAGUACUAUUCGCUAUAGUGCAGUGGCAUCAUAUACGCGUUGUGCAUUUAUUUGGUUCUGUCAUGUUUUGCUUCCGUGUGGGAACAACGCUCUUGUGCCUUCCUUGGUUAGGAUUUACAUGUUGACAUUUCUGUGUGAAAUGGGUAAAAAUACUGAACCGUCGGUAGCUAUAUAGUUGGUAGACUUGCAGGUAAUUAGCUUACUGUGAACGUGUCUAUGUACGUUUGCGUUUGAUGGAAUGCUUUUUUAAAUGUAAUACGUUAAUUAGCUAGGUAGCUAGCUAGCUAACAAAAUGUUAACCAGGCUUGGAGUUUUUGGUUAUAUGAACAUUGUCAAAACACUUUGCACUAGUACAAAUAGGUACCUUCAAGGCUUCGCCUCGGAUAAUGAUAUAAAGAACUUUAUUAUAGAAAACACUGAGAUAGUAAGAAAGCAUAACUUGACCCCAGAAAUCCAUUUGAGACUGUUCACCCCAAAUUGUCGGUUUUGGCAUGCAAGACCAGAACUGUGGCCUUUCUCUGACCCAUUCUGGGCAAUAUACUGGCCAGGGGGACAAGCACUCGCCAGGUAUCUAUUGAGUAACCCUGGAGUGUCGCAGGGCAAGAGAGUGUUAGAUCUGGGGUGCGGCUGUGGAGCCUCUGCUAUAGCUGCCAAGUUCUGCGGUGCUUCUCAUGUAGUAGCCAAUGACAUCGACCCUGUUGCAGCCAUCGCAACCCAGCUGAACUGUGAGCUGAAUGGCCUGAACCCCCUCCCUUGUGAUACGGAGAAUGUGAUUAGUUCAGAGCCCAAGGAAUAUGACCUCAUCCUCCUGGGAGACAUGUUCUAUGAGGAGGCGUUGGCAGACAGCCUUCACAGCUGGUUAAACUGCUGCAUCCAGACCCACGGGACACAGGUCCUGAUAGGAGACCCGGGGAGGGCCCAGUUUGAAGGACACGGCAUCAGGAGGCUCCUGCGUCAGGAGGCUCAGUUUGAACUGCCUAAAGCUGUCAGAGAGGAGAACUAUGGACUGACCUGCAGCACUGUGUGGCGCUACCUGCCUGAACUCUGACAGACAUCUUUCACAAAACCAUAUUUGUAUGUGCUUUAGAGCACUCGUGACACUUGACAUAUGAUUGUGGAAUUGAUAUCAGUAAGUGCCUGGCAUUGACACAAUCAAAACUUGUCAAUCUUCUUUGCCAUGAAGUCAAAUGUAUUGUCGUUAAACAACCACCUCUUUUGACAUCUCAAACCUAACCGUAUCUCUUUUAUACAAAACAUUUACAUUACAUUUUACAUUUAAGUCAUUUAGCAGACGCUCUUAUCCAGAGCGACUUACAAGUACAUACAUUCACACCUUUUUGUACUGGCCCCCCGUGGGAAACGAACCCACAACCCUGGCGUUGCAAGCGCCAUGCUCUACCAACUGAGCUACACGGGACUAAAACCCUGCAAUAAUGCCACAGUAGUAUGGGUUGUACACAGAUCUAUGAAUUGAAAAUGACAAGUAACAAAUGUAAUACAGUACAUAUUUCAAAUGCAAUCAAUCACAUCUGCGUAAACAAUAAAGCAUGUAAACUUACACUGCAGUCAGACUGCAAUCCAAUGACCUAACAGUAGGGGGCAUCCACACUCCUUACUCUCAUUCAUGACAUGUCCUGAUUUAGCCACUACCUCCUGACCCUGAUUUGGCUCUAGAAAAAUUAUACUCCAUAUUUAUUCCUCUGGCAGAUAAACACACUCUUUUUAAAUAAUUCAGAGUCAAAUAUAGAUUAAACCCUUGGUUUUCUUUGGAAAUUAUUUGAGCUCAUUCAGAGGAGAAAUCAGCCUUGGGCCAAAGCAAGGAAAACUGACUAGUGGACUGGCAAUCCUUCAGACAAUUGAGAAACAGAUGUACUACCUCAUUUAAGAAAGCUAAAUCAAGCUACUUUUUAAGCUCUGAUUUUGGAAAACAGUAAAUGCACUGAAGCGUACAAAUUCCUCUUCAUCCCUGCCUUAUCAAGUUCUGCCUGACUGGCAUCAUAACUGAGAAGAAUGUGAUAAGUGAUGCUUUUAAUCAUAAUUUUAUCUCGGCAGGCUUUUUAUUUGAGAGAAACGGUGGUGUAGUUGACCCUGGUCAGUCAAUCAUCUGCUCUUCCCUCUGCCAGACUCGACGGUUAAUCUGUCAACUUCUAGGGAAUCUUUGUUUUCAUUUCAACAAUUUACUAUCUGUUAUGUGCUAGAUGCCUUGCUUAAGAUUGAUGUAAAAAAACAUCCUCUGGUGCUGAUAUGCUUGAUACAUUUUUGCUGCAGCUCUCUGCCUUUGAUUGCUGAAUCAUUAACCCUUAUUUUUAACCUGGUACUAUCCCAAGGGUUUGUAAGGUGGUCCAUGUAUGCCCCUUCAAAGGUUAUGACCCUUGUGACCUAAAUAAUUAUCGGCCUUCUUGCCUAGCUAAAAUAUUCGAAUCUUUGAUUAAUUCUCAGCUACCAUCUUUGCCUUUGUACUUUUCUUAUCUUUGAAAUGUAUUCUAAAUGUACAGUGCAUUUGGAAAGUAUUCAGAUUCCUUCCCUUUUUCCACAUUAUGUUACCGCCUUAUUCAAAAAUGUAUUAAAUAAAUGUUCUCACAUCAAUCUACACACAAUACCCCAUAAUGAAAAAGCGCAAACAGAUUUUUUAUUUUGCUAAAUUAAAAAAAAGUACCUUAA
This is a messenger RNA of Salvelinus fontinalis (brook trout), 4401 nucleotides long. It is a transcript of the gene etfbkmt, whose product is annotated as electron transfer flavoprotein subunit beta lysine methyltransferase. The transcript has 3 exons. Gene Ontology annotation, biological process: peptidyl-lysine trimethylation. Gene Ontology annotation, molecular function: protein-lysine N-methyltransferase activity. Gene Ontology annotation, cellular component: mitochondrial matrix. Lineage: Eukaryota; Metazoa; Chordata; Actinopteri; Salmoniformes; Salmonidae. The record is from RefSeq and is a predicted model, not a curated record. Bases 2033 to 2788 code for a protein of 251 amino acids.